Molecule: messenger RNA, 1035 nt
Organism: Capronia epimyces CBS 606.96
Lineage: Eukaryota; Fungi; Ascomycota; Eurotiomycetes; Chaetothyriales; Herpotrichiellaceae
Exons: 1
Coding region: 1-1035 (344 amino acids)
Biological process (GO): positive regulation of transcription by RNA polymerase II
Molecular function (GO): DNA-binding transcription factor activity, RNA polymerase II-specific; zinc ion binding; sequence-specific DNA binding
Source: RefSeq, a predicted model, not a curated record
AUGGAGCUCGACCUCGACCUCGAACAAGCUGUGGCGUCUCUGCCCUCAUGCACGCGUUGUCGCCGACGUCGUAUCAAAUGCGACAAUUGCUUGCCGACCUGUCGCAAUUGUCUCCAAGCGGACAAGGAAUGUCAGUUCCGGGACCAUGUGGUGGGAGAGGACAUUCCACGGCAAUACCUACUAUCUCUGAUCCAGCAUCUUCAAGCGCUGAAUCCGAGUGUGAGUGUGGGCAGGGAGCCAGACGCCCAAGACCCCAGGAUUGAUGUUCACGAGGAUCCACAUUCGCAGCACUCUAGACCAAAGCCAAAGCCAUUCGACAUUUUUGCUGCCAGCCCCCAAACCGGUUGCCUGAAUGACACCGUUGUCUCGUAUUACGGUCCAAGCAGUGCCUAUGCCUACUUUGCGGCCAACACUCCAGGGGUGGCAACGCCUGAGAUGCCUGAGCAGCCGGCCAAUGAACCCUAUCGACGGCUCUUGCACACCAUCGCGGCCGACAGUCGACGUGACUCCAAAGGCGCCGAGGCCAGACUUCCUACGGCGACCCUCACAAAAGCACUGGUCGUCCACUAUCACCGGUCAGUCGAACCUUUUCUUCCGAUCCUGGGCGAGGAGUGGUUCGCACAUAUCAACUCACUGGCGUUGGACGAGACCUCCUCUCUCUCCUUCGACGAUGGCAGUGUCCUGCCUGCACUGCUCCACCUCGUGAUGGCCAUCUCACUCCAAUUGAUGAGCGGGUACGAGGCGAGUUUGGGGACAAUGGCAUCCACACACUUCUUCAGCAUCACCGAAGCCACCGUGCAGCGGACGCUCAGGCAUCCGAAUUUGCAGACGUUUCAGCUCUUCGCUCUUAUCUGCGUCUAUGUGAUGCUGGACAGAGAGGUUGGAGACGUUUGGAGCGCCCUUCAUCAUGCAAUGUCGUUGUAUGGGACUCUCGAUCUUGAUUCCGAUUCAGGAGAGGACCAGCGAGCAAUGAUGGUUCGACGCACGCUGUUCAUUCUAGAAGUGUACGAGAACCAUCUCCAUCUCUGCAGUUGA